AUGUCUAAGAAAAUGCUGUUCCUGUUCUGCAUCCUCCUCGGAGCAGUGCUCGCGUCUGAGAAUAGCAGGUACGUGAACAUCGCGGACUAUCCUUACCACGUAGCCGUCGAGAAAUAUGGGAAUCACCUGUGCAGCGGGGCGCUGAUACACGAGUCCUGGGUCAUAACUGCGGCGUCCUGCGUUUUCGGGGCCGACGUAUCCACGAUAUCCGUACGAGCUCGAACAGACACGUUGGCCGCCAAUGGAACCGAACUGGAAGUGUACAGCGUCGUUGUGCAGAUGCUGAAUGACAUAGCGCUAAUAAAGUUGAAAAUUCCUGUUCAAUUUGGGGAGAAAUUGCUACCAAUUGGGCUACCAGAAGUGGACGGUUGUGAAGACGAAGAUGGGACGAUUGGCUUCGUGACCGGCUGGAAACAUAACCUCAAUGGCCCAAAGGAAUCGCAGCUAACAGUGAUAGAGGUGCCAAUAGUGGAGCAGAAUACCUGCGAAGCGACGAUGCCCUGCUACGAGCCAGUGUUCCAGAAAAUGCUUUGCGCCGGUAACAUGACCCUCGGGGUGGAGACGUGUCAGGGUGAUCCAGGUGCUCCACUGACGGCCGACCAGGCGCUGAUUGGCGUUCUAUCCUAUGGAUUAGGGUGCAAAACUACGAUACAUCCGGGGGUGUACACUCGUGUCAGCAGUUACGUGGCGUGGAUAUCGGCGAAUACCGGUAUCCCCUGUGCAUGA
This is a messenger RNA of Dufourea novaeangliae, 726 nucleotides long. RefSeq names its product trypsin-1-like. Gene Ontology annotation, biological process: proteolysis. NCBI's taxonomy places the organism in Eukaryota, Metazoa, Arthropoda, Insecta, Hymenoptera, Halictidae. Gene Ontology annotation, molecular function: serine-type endopeptidase activity. The record is from RefSeq and is a predicted model, not a curated record.